Messenger RNA from Monopterus albus (swamp eel), 2956 nucleotides. It is a transcript of the gene ppp1r1b, whose product is annotated as protein phosphatase 1, regulatory (inhibitor) subunit 1B. Lineage: Eukaryota; Metazoa; Chordata; Actinopteri; Synbranchiformes; Synbranchidae. Gene Ontology annotation, cellular component: cytoplasm. Bases 142 to 723 code for a protein of 193 amino acids. The record is from RefSeq and is a predicted model, not a curated record. The transcript is spliced from 5 exons. Gene Ontology annotation, molecular function: protein phosphatase inhibitor activity. Gene Ontology annotation, biological process: intracellular signal transduction.
UCAAUUAGUCAUUUUCCUAAAAGAAGAAGGAGUCAAGGAGUGAGGCAGAAGAGAGAAUAUAAGUUUUCAGUAGUGGGAGAUUCCUCCAGUGAGGUUACAGUGAUCUCUCUGCUGGGAGUCAGACCCCCAGGAUCCAGGACCAUGGAGCCCUCCAUUUCAACCGAGGUCGAGGGGGAGCACAGAGAGAGAAAGAAGAUACACUUUGCUGUGCCGACAUCUGCACCCACCAAUCUGGACCCUCGGCAAGUGGAGAUGAUCCGGCGCAGGAGGCCUACACCUGCCACGCUGUUUAGAGUAGCGGACCAGUCAUCUCCUGAAGAUGAUCAGUCCACCCAUCAGGUAAAGUGGGUCGUUGGAGAGAACGGAGUGCUCAAACCGAAACGUGUCAAUCCAAACGUGUAUCAGCCUCCGUCACUCAAAGCUGUGCAGAAGAUGGCUGAAGCACAUAUGCAGAAGCUUGGAGUCUACGUUCCUCUAGAAGACCCCUGUGAAGGGGAGGAGGAGGAGGAGGGUCACUGGGAGGGAGAGGAAGGAGAGGACACAUCUCUUACCAAAGAUCACCAAGAGACAGCGACCACUGAGCAGUCAGACAAGUUUCCCUGCAUGAGAGAGUCGGUCAAGCAGAUCCAAGCAGCACAGGAGGAAGAGGAGGAGGAGGAGGAAGAUGAGGAGCAGGACAAAGCUGAGGGAACAACAGAAGAGAACAACUGGGGGAGUAACUGAGAGAUAGAGCAAGGCAAAUACAAAAGUAACGAUGAGUGAUGGGUCGAAUGAAUGAUAGAGAGUUCCAUGAAAUCAGAGAUGAGCAACUUCACCUCACCUACUUCACCUCUAAAAGGCCAGGUGGAUUAAAGAGAGGACAGAGAGGGAGUUUAUGUAUUAGAAUUCCACCCAUAUGAGGAGGUGAGGAAUGAUCUAAUGACAGAGCAGACUAUGGAUGCCACUUUGGUCCUAAUGUCCCUUUAUGAUGUUUAUAAUGAAAGUGGAGGGGCCAAGGUCAGCAUGACCAAAUGCGCUAUAGGUCCUACUUCUGCUUUUAAUACAGUGCUACAGGUUCCUCUAAAGAAGGUAAUAAUUACCACAUUAAACACAAAACACAUAUAUAAACUAUUUUGGGCACACUUUUAGCAAAGGCUUUUUCUUAUCUUUCCAUGCAUUUUAAGGUCUUUAAAUGAGUGUGUUACUGUAUAUGUACACUUUAUUUUUCGUUGAUUUUCUACCGCUUAGUCCCUGAACGGGGUCCACUUUAUUUUAUUUUUCUCAUUCUGAUUUGUAGCAAACUUAGUGUUUAGCCCUGUAAUUAAAUGAGCAUGUACUGCCAUCUUGUGGCAUAAAGUAGGAAUGACAGGUUUAAAGUGGUACUCCAGCCAACGUCUAUCUUGUUUCAAGCACUUAAAGUUAUAUUCCUUAAAAUUUCCAUGGAAUAAAAUGGAGUUUUAAGGUUGCUUUGGCUUUACAUUUUUCUCAUCUAUAGCUGCUCAGUGUAUUCAGAUUCUGCAAUUACCUCUCUAUCACUGUUAGUGGUCGAGUCCGCCAUUUUCGCAAGGGAUUGACAGGAAACAGCAAUACUGUCAUUAAAUUUAUCACACUGAUAUCACCCUGACUGUUUCAUCAAAGUUGUAUAAAGUUAACACAUACUGUAAAGCUAAAACAACUUUAACCUUUUGAAAGCUGGAUACUGAUCAUUUUAUUGAUCAAAUCGAACAGUUGAUGUGUUUGACCUUUAUUCAGGUCAGGUACAAUUUUUCAAGGAGUAAAAGUGACAGAAACUUUCUUAAACUAUUUCUUUAUUGUUAUAUUUACUUCUGUUAUGGCCAUCUACUGUAUAUACAUAACAGUACUGUCCAGUCAACAUCCUGUCCAGAGUCAGCAGGUCUAUAAUAAAGAGAUAGAUGCUAAAACAUAUUUGGUGGGGAGUAUCACUUUAGGUAUGACCUAUAACCAAAAGCAUUAAAAUGGCUAUAAUUGUGUUAAAUCCAUGAUCAACUGUGUGUGUGGGUGUGUGGUUAUUUAGUAGCAAACUUUUCAUAUUUGAGUGUUUUAGAAAUGUAUUUGUAAAGCUCAAAGCUACCUCUAAUUUGUUUUAAAUACAAAAACCAACAAUUGUUUCCAAGGAAAGCCAUGAGUGAACUUAGUUCGUUUUGAAGUGAAACACUUUUAAGGAAUCAAAAUGCAAUUUACAAUUUUUCCCAGUACUGUUGACUCUUUUGGGAUUUCUCAGCACUCACCGAUUCCCUUUUGUAUUUAAACGAGUUGAGCUUUUUAAUCAUACACCCAUUAUGUCUAUGCCAUAGAUCUGUUAAUGUCUAUGCCAUAGAUCUGUUAUAAGAGCUGUUUUCCUAAUCUUAUGUCCAGUGUGUGAGUAGAUUAGCUUUGCUGUAUUUCUACUGUUUUUAUCCAGGUACUCAGAAGACUCACAGGCCUGCACAUAAAAUGCACCUCAGAAAACCUAAAACCAGACACUGUAGUUAUAAGACAGCAUAACUGAUAUCACAAAAUGGUCACUGCACUAACUUUCUGAAUUAUUUUUACCAUAUACAUUCACAUGGUCUCUCUUUUCAAAGAAAAUAGUCAGCAACAACUUUAAAUGUUUUUAUGCGCCAUUUGUCUAAUUAAAGUUCCAAUUUAAUUGAAAGUACUGGUUCUGAUGUAUAGACAUUUUCCAGUUGUACCACAACUAGAAAACUUGCUGUUUGUAUCAUCAUGGUGGCUGUAUAUAUAAAUAACCUGCCUAAAUUGUGAAAUGAGUGGAUGAGCAGGUUGUAUGAUAAUGCUCCGCAGCCCUCUGUCGCACUGUCCACCUCCCCUCUCCUCAAAAGAAAAAAAAAAAACAGUGGACAGACAUGUAUGAACUUAAUUUUUUUCAGUCUUGACUAUAAUCUUUUUUCCUAUUAUUUUGUUUCUCAGUGUGGUGUGGUUGUUUUAAACUGAUAUGAUAUCAUAUGAUAUCAAAAUA